UCUAACACAGCCCCUCCUCAUGUUGCCAAACCGGUCAACGACGGUACGAAAAUUUAUUUUCUCUUCCCGCCGGCCGAACAUCUCGGGCUGAGACAUCACCUGAGAUGUAGUAAACAAGGCAUUAUUUCCCGGCCAAAACCGCCACCUUCCUUCUACAUUUAAUCAAAUUCCAGCUCCGAUUCCCAUUCCCGCGUUUCCCAUAAUGGUAACCGUCCAAGCUUGUCAGCUUAGCCUCCCAAACCCAUCUUUCUCCUUCCUUGCCCAGUAUUCUCCACCUCCCCACAUCACCUCUUUCCUCUUCGAUUCCAAUUCCAACUCCCUCGCCCUUCACCAUUCCGACACCUCUUUGUCUCUUUACCCUUCUCUCUCCCCUCUCUCCCUCUCUUCCUUCCCUUCUCCCUCCACUCUCGUCCCUUCUCCCACCUCCUCCGCUGCCUUCCUCCACCUCCUCUCUAACCCUAACCCUCGUUCUAUUUUCAUCACCUCCUCGCCUUUCCUCGGCGGCACAGCUGUUCUCUUCCGCUUCUUUAUUUUUCAUCCUACCCGGAAGGCGUUUGUGAAGCUCAAGGUUCGAUCUAACCAUACGGAUUUGAGGUUCGAUGAUAACAAGUAUGGCGUUGUUUUCGCGGUUUCUCAUGGCGUUUCGGUGAAAUUGGCGGGUGGGAGUAAUUUUUUCACCAUGUAUUCUGUUUCGAAUUCGAAGAUUUGGGUUUUUGCUGUCAAAUUGGAGGCGGAUUUUGAAGAGGUGAAGUUGAUGAAGUGUGCUGUGAUUGAUUGUGUCUUGCCGGUUUUUUCCAUGAGUGUCUCGUCUGGGCAUUUGAUUUUGGGAGAAGAGAAUGGGGUUAGGUUUUUCCCCUUGCGGCCACUGGUGAAAGGGAGGGUUAACAGAGAGGGGAGAGUGAGUAGUAGUAUUAUUAGGAGGAAUUUAAAUGGAGGAAUGGACAACAAGGAUGCUGGUAAGUUGGAAGUUAGCAAAGCUAAUAAGCUGCAAAAUGGGUUGGUUCAGGGAAUAAAUGGAAUUGAUCAUGCGGUUCAUUCUAGCAACUCUGGCCGCAAAAAUAUGGGGCCUGAAGGGGCAGUUAGUGUGGUUUCGAAUGGCCAGUUUGAAGGAAAGAUGGAUAAGCGGUCUGAAUCUGUGAAGCCGAGGACCAUGACAUUGAGACAAGAUACUCGAGAUUGGGGUGUGUGUUUCAUAGCAUUUAAUGGCAAGCAAAUUGAAAGUUUUCGAUAUGUCAAGAUGCCAGUGAAGUCUCCAAAGGCAAUAUCAAUCCAUGUAUUAUCACUUACCAAGUUUCUAAUCUUGGAUUCUGAUGGAGAUCUUCAUCUCAUGUGCUUGUCCAAUUCUGUGCAUGGAUCAGAAUGUCCUUUUCAUACAACACAGUUAACUCAGACCGCUAGAGUGCAUAAACUGGCAGUUCUCCCUGGAUCACAGAUUAUUUGGAUAUCAGAUGGACAAUAUACUGUGCAGAUGAUUGUUCUGACUGAUGAAGAGACUUCAAUGAGUGGAACACUCGGAAAAGAGAGUACGCAAGCAAUAUUUGUCAGUGAAAAGAUCCAAGAAAUUAUACCUUUGUCUGCCAAUGCCAUUUUGGUUCUUGGGCAAGGUGGUUUUGUCUCCAAGCCAUUAGUUAUCCAGAAAUGGAUGGUUAAUUGGUGCCUGUUGAGUUUCGUGGGUGUUGAUUUCAAGCUUCAGUCAUCCCAAUACGUAAUGGAAUACAUCACAACCAGGACAAUGAUCUCGAGAUGUAGUAGUGUGGCUGUCAGCAGAGUUCUGAAGCUUGAGAUGUUCAAGUCUCUCAUCAAGACAUCAAGCGAAUGCUACGGGCCUGCUGCUUGAGGAGCCUUGGCUGUUGAUUUGCUGUUUUACAAGCUCUACCGGUUGGGUGCUCUCAUUUUUUCUUUCUAUUGGUGGAGAAAAUCAGCAUUUUAUCUGACACUCUUUAAGGUAAGGGGUAGCUCCGCAUUGUAUUGGCAGAUGAUGUUAGAUUUGGACCGCUUGUUCAGCGCCUUAUGCCAUCUCUGGCUGCUAUGGAGAGAUUGCAAUUAAUAUUUCCCAAGUGUAAGUGCUCGGAUCGGGCAGAAAUAUGUUUCUGCAGUGCAUAUAGAAUGUUAUACUUGAAACUGUUCACUUGUCAUAACACUUGUUUGUAGCAGGGUUGUUUCCUCCACUGGGUACAUAUCUGAAGGGCGUUACACUUCAACAGAUAUAUAGUUGUAACGAAUUAUUUAUUUA
Messenger RNA from Coffea eugenioides, 2233 nucleotides. RefSeq lists its product as uncharacterized. The record is from RefSeq and is a predicted model, not a curated record. The transcript has 8 exons. Lineage: Eukaryota; Viridiplantae; Streptophyta; Magnoliopsida; Gentianales; Rubiaceae. The coding region runs from base 203 to 1837 and encodes 544 amino acids.